CCUACACCAACCUCGAACACAUGUUUGGAUGAGGCCCGAUCAGGCAGUUCCAGCCGGCUGUGUUGGCGCUCGACAUUGGAUCUUGCCCAGCCUUGCGCAUGGGCUACUCCUCGGGCAUGUCUCUCCCUGAUCCAGCGCUCCUCUCUUUCCGAGCAGUUGUAGUAUACGAAGCUCCAAUUCUAUGUCACAAGCAUGUUAGUCAUCGACAGAUUCUAACCUGUGGACCAGGUCGGCAUCCACCUUCAAGAUAAUGGAGACAUUUGCCUGACACUUCCAACGGUAUAAGACUCUUGACUUUUCUGUCUCGCUCCUCAAUCUUCGCAUCGGAUAUUGUUGUUUGCGUUCUCGAAAUCCAGUUUCGCCUGCACAAUGGCUCCUCACCCACUAGAUCUCCUCUCCCUUGAAGAGACAAAGACUGCCCGUGAUAUCGUCGCCAGUCUCCAUACUGAUGCGGUCCUCAGCUUCCGAGAGAUUUAUCUCGAGGAACCUCCCAAGGCUCAACUCAUUGAGUUCUUGACCGCUGAGCAUGCCGGAAGAGAUGCACUGCGUCCUCACCGGACGGCCUUGGUGCAAUACGACGUCAUUGCAGCUGACAGGAUACCCCAUUACCAUGAGUCCGUAGUAGACUUGGACGAAAGAAAGAGGAUCUCCCAUGCGAUCGUUGAUGAGAACCAGCAUGCCGGUCUGACACUGGACGAAUUUGACGUUCUCGUCGAAGUCUGCAAGUCUUCGCAAAUGUUCAAAGACGUAUGUGCUGAGUUUACGCUGCCAGAGGGGUUCGAAGCCGUCAUUGAACCUUGGCCUUAUGGCGGCUUGUCGCCAGAAGAAGAAAACCGGCGCUACUUCCAGGGAUUGUGCUUUGCUCAAGACAUGAAGUCUGGAAAUCCCGACUCGAAUUUCUACGCGUACCCGCUCCCAUUUAUUCCCGUCAUGGACUUUUACAAACGAGAAAUUGUCCGCAUCGAUCGACUCGCGACUGGCGGGAAAGGGGACGCUUUGGACGCGAAGACUCAUUCGAAGAAUAUUAUCGACCAUUGCGCCUCGGCUGAAUACGUACCGGAGCUAUUGAAGAACGGAGUGAGAAAGGACCUCAAGCCACUGAAUGUCUUACAACCGGAAGGCCCAUCAUUUUCAGUGGAUGGACAGCUUGUACAGUGGCAGAAUUGGAGGUUCAGAGUGGGCUUCAACCCUCGGGAAGGAGCCACGAUCCAUGACGUCCAUUUUGCGGGAAGAAGUGUCAUGUAUCGUCUCAGCAUUAGCGAAAUGACUGUGCCAUACGCGGACCCACGAGGACCGUUCCCAAGGAAGCAAGCAUUUGAUUUUGGAGACGGAGGGGCCGGGAACUGUGCCAACAACCUGUCCUUGGGCUGCGACUGUCUGGGCGUGAUCAAGUACUUCGACAGCAUCACUACAGGUCCCGACGGUACGGCAAAGGUCUCACCAAACGUGGUCUGUCUACAUGAACAAGACAAUGGCAUUGGCUGGAAGCACACCAAUUGGCGCACAGGACGAGCAGUUGUCACUCGAUCGCGUGAGCUAGUCGUGCAGUUCAUCAUCACCCUCGCCAAUUACGAGUACAUCUUCGCCUACAAGUUUGAUCAGGCUGGCGGCAUCACCGUGGAGACCCGGGCAACCGGCAUUGUAUCUGUGGUCAACAUCGACCCUGGGAAGACAAGUGCUUAUGGAAAUGUUGUCUCGCCUGGCGCGCUAGCCCAAAACCAUCAACAUAUAUUCUGCGUGCGGAUCGAUCCUGCUAUCGACGGCUACAAGAAUACCGUAUUGACUGAAGAAUCUCACCGCGUACCAAUGAAUAAGGAAACCAAUCCUAGGGGCAACUACUACGAAGUCCGUCAGAAAAUACUCGACCGCAGCCAAUGGCUAGACGCGGCACCUCUUCAGAACAGGGUGAUUAAGAUGGUCAACAGGACCAAGACGAACCCAAUAAGUGGCAAGCCGGUUGGUUACAAAUUUACGCCUUCAGCAACACAGCUACUCUUGGCCGAUCCAGACUCGAUCCAGUCAACACGGGCUCUCUUCGCCCAACACCAUGUCUGGGUCACGAAACAGCGUGACGGCGAGCUUUACGCAGCCGGUCGCUACACGCUGCAGAGUCAGAACGAAAUCGGCGGUGUGGCCGAUGCUGUCAAGCGAGACGAACAGCUGGAGGACGAGGACGUGAUAGUCUGGAAUGUCUUUGGUUUGACGCACAAUCCACGUGUCGAGGAUUGGCCUGUUAUGCCCGUCGAAAUCCACCAACUUGCCAUUAGGCCUAGCGACUUCUUCACGGAGAAUCCAGCUAUUGAUGUGCCGUCGAACAGAAACGAAGCGUCUGUCCUCACGAAUGGUGCGAUUAAUGGCGAUACCAACGGCUCCAGCUGCUGCAGGUGAAUGCGUGCCUAUCACUUUUGACAUUCGCAAGCAGAUCACGCAUGGAUGCUGUACGUGAUCGCUAGAAAGCUGUUUUCCGUUGCUAGUUCCGAUGCUGGUGUCCGCUGUUUAUAUGACUGAGUUCCGGGUGCAAAGACUGUCGAGCAAGGACAGAGAUCGUCCGGGUUGCGUCCUUGGAGACAAUAAGAGCUGAUUUCGAAACCUGACUCGACCACUCCGGCGCUGACGGAGUUAGAGUUGAGUUGAUUAUGUCAAAAGCAAUGGGGAUAUAUUAUUUAGCUGCAGAUACUCUACCACAAUCGACCAUAGGAUACGUAAUACAGG
This is a messenger RNA of Exophiala xenobiotica, 2712 nucleotides long. RefSeq lists its product as uncharacterized. Bases 370 to 2388 code for a protein of 672 amino acids. Gene Ontology annotation, molecular function: primary methylamine oxidase activity; copper ion binding; quinone binding. The record is from RefSeq and is a predicted model, not a curated record. The transcript is spliced from 4 exons. Gene Ontology annotation, biological process: amine metabolic process. Lineage: Eukaryota; Fungi; Ascomycota; Eurotiomycetes; Chaetothyriales; Herpotrichiellaceae.